GGCAGCUGUAUAUAAGGCCAGACCCAGACUGAAACCCAGAGGAUCUCUCUGAGCUGCUCAAUUCUUUUUGGUAACAAGAAUGCUGCGGUACGUUGUGACCCUCUGCCUUCUGGCGCUGUCCUGGGCACAGGACUUACCGAACUGCCAGGUAGCCAACAUCCAGGUCAUGCAGAACUUCGACAAAACCAGGUAUGCAGGGACAUGGUAUGCCGUGGGGAAGAAGGAUCCAGAGGGUUUGUUCCUGCUUGACAACAUCGUGGCCCAGCUCAACAUCGGAGAAGACGGCAAAAUGACAGCCAGCGCCGAGGGCAGAGUCAUCAUCCUCAACAACUGGGAAAUGUGUGCCCACAUGUUGGCCACCUUCGAGGACACCACCGACCCUGCCAAGUUUAAGAUGAAGUACUGGGGAGCUGCAGCCUACCUGCAGACUGGAAAUGAUGACCACUGGGUUAUCGACACCGACUACGACAACUACGCAGUCCACUACUCCUGCAGGCUUGUCGACUCUGACGGCACUUGCUUAGACAGCUACUCCUUCAUCUUCUCCCGUCACGCGACUGGCCUGAGGCCGGAGGACCAGGUCAUCGUCACCCAGAAGAAGCAGGAGCUCUGUUUGCUGGGCAAAUACAGACGCGUUGCUCACUAUGGCUUUUGCAAGAGCAGCGGAUCUCUUGACCAACAGUAACACUCUGGGACUUGACGCCCUUCUUCCGAGUCGCCUCUACUGUCUCCAUCCUGAGAGAGAAAACGGACCAAUCUUCCUUAAAAAAAUAAACUAAAAAUGUAAACUAUAAAGGUGUCAAAUUUACACGAGUAUACUGUAAAAAGAAAGAUGUCUGUCGUUGUUACUAGUUAAUUGUCAGUUCCUCCAAAUUUCCACAGUAAUAGAGGAGUUCAAAUUAGUCUUAUCCUCGUAAUCUGUUGCAUGUUGUUGUGUUUUUUUUUUUGUAUAGGAACUGCAGAAUUGUGUAAAACUAUCUCAGUUAUGGGAACCAGUGGAACUUUUCCAGACAAUGUGACAAAUAAUCAGUUGUGAAAAUCUCCUUUAAAGUGAACCUGGACCCUCAGCAGUACCGCAGCUCUGGAUUGUAACCACCGUGUUUACUCGAAAAGAAAAAAAAAAACAGGUCCAUAAAUCACUGGCUUUGCUUUUACACUGAAGGACGCACAGUAUCUUGUAGCAUAAAAGUACAUAUUGUUAAUAAAGCCUUAAAGAUGCACAUGUGCUUUUUCAUGUGCUAUAAAUACAGGCAUACAGUAGCAGUUUGGUUGUUUCUUAAUUAUAUGAUGUGUACUUCUUGCUCCAGUUUUUGAAAUAAAACAUUCAUACCGUG
Molecule: messenger RNA, 1334 nt
Organism: Stegastes partitus (bicolor damselfish)
Lineage: Eukaryota; Metazoa; Chordata; Actinopteri; Pomacentridae
Gene: rbp4
Product: retinol binding protein 4, plasma
Exons: 6
Coding region: 80-685 (201 amino acids)
Biological process (GO): retinol transport
Molecular function (GO): retinol transmembrane transporter activity; retinol binding
Source: RefSeq, a predicted model, not a curated record